Parnassius apollo (apollo) is the source of this 483-nucleotide messenger RNA. The record is from the annotation of a GenBank genome assembly. NCBI's taxonomy places the organism in Eukaryota, Metazoa, Arthropoda, Insecta, Lepidoptera, Papilionidae.
AUGCAAUUUCAACCACGAUUUGAAUUUGGAAUACCACCAAGCAAGCAAAUUAAAUUGCCAACACAGCAACCCCAACAAUUUGGAAUUAAACCACAGCCCCCUCAACAACCCACAGGAUAUAAGCCGCAAUUAGGUGUAGCACCACAGUUGGGAUAUAGACCAAACUUUUACCAAGGUCACCAACCAACUGGUUAUAGACCACCACCUCAUUUACAACGACCACAAUUUCAAUCGACCGAUGUAAGCAUGCGUACAGCCCCACCUGUGGAACCUCGAGGUUUUCGUAUGAACGAGUUAUACGUGCUUAACGAAAACUGUGACAACACUUAUGGUGACACCCCUUAUCAUGACGUAGAUCACAUGCAAACGGAAGAUGAAAUUAAUUAUUGCAAGAACCCUGCAAUACUCGAAUAUAACGAACCAGAAUUACCACAAGAAAUCAAAAAUUUUCAAAUAGAAGCCUCGAAUCAAUCCCGGAGAUAA